AUGCAACCGAUCAUCCGCGAAGCUACAAUUUAUGACACCAUUGGCAUUCAGCCGCGAAUUGCUGAAUGCAUGUCCAGAGGCAGAUCUGACUAUGUCGACGUCAAAUACUAUCCACAUGGCGACCUUGCGAGUUAUUGCCAGAAAAAUAGGAUCACUCCUGAACUCCAAUCAAAAUGGUUCCAGCAGAUCCUGGAAGCUGUCGUUGUCAUUCACCGUCAUGGUGUUAUUCACUCAGACCUAGCGCUACGACAGUUUUUUGUCGAUGAUAACCUCGAUCUACGCCUGGGCGAUUUUAACUCUUCUCAGUACCCUGGUCACCCAGCACUGGGCUACGAGAAAGCAUCACAUUGCUUGCCUCGAGAUUAUGAACUUCCAAACACCGAAAUCUCUGACAUUUUCGCCCUAGGGUCUACCCUAUACGAACUAGUCGUUGGCAGGGCCCCUUACAGCGAACUUAACCCUAUUCGGCUCGAAUCCGAUGAUCCUGAUGUUAUCAAAGCGCGAAUUCAGCGACAACACCAGGUAGAUCUUGAGAUUGAGUUGCGAUACAAAAACCACAACUUUCCGGAUGUCUCUGACGUAUUCCGUGGAGAUAUCAUAUUAGGUUGCUGGAGAGGGGACUUUUCCACGGCGAAGGAAGCGCUUGGUCUGUAUAUAAAGAAAAGCGCCGAAGAUAUGUGUACGAAUUCAAGUCGCUCCAAGGAAAAUCAUAGGCGUGUGCAGGUGAGGUGA
Molecule: messenger RNA, 732 nt
Organism: Aspergillus thermomutatus
Lineage: Eukaryota; Fungi; Ascomycota; Eurotiomycetes; Eurotiales; Aspergillaceae
Exons: 1
Coding region: 1-732 (243 amino acids)
Biological process (GO): intracellular signal transduction; protein phosphorylation
Molecular function (GO): protein serine/threonine kinase activity; ATP binding
Source: RefSeq, a predicted model, not a curated record